AUGUCAUCUGACUUUGCCGAUUAUUCUGUUAAAAAUUAUUACUCCAUUCGAAAAAAUAAUCCAUUACUUCCUUCUUCAAUAAGAGCUUGCAUCAUAGGAAAAUCAGGAUGUGGUAAAACCAAUUUGCUGAUGAAUUUACUAUUGGAUAAAUUUGAAGGAGAUGAUUAUUUAGACUAUGACAACUUGUAUAUAUUUUCAACUACACUUUUUCAGCCCUGUUAUCAAGCACUUAUAAAUGGUUUUGAAAAUGGGUUGAGUAAAAAGGAUAUUAGAGAAUGCUUUAAGAAUCAGAAUUUUAUGGUUGAGAAAAAAGAUAAACAAGAAAUAACUAUUUGUACUUCAGAUAGUUUAGAUGAUAUUCCUGAUCCUUGUUCUAUUGAUCCUAAUAAAAAGACUUUAAUAAUAUUUGAUGACUUGAUGUUAGAAAAGCAAAAUAAAAUAGAACAGUACUACACUAGAGGUAGACAUAAUAACAUUGAUUGUUUUUACAUUUCUCAAAGCUAUAUUAAACUUCCUAAGAAUACUAUCAGAGAGAAUGCUAAUUUUUUUAUAGUGUUUCCUCAAGACAAGUUAAACUUGGAUUAUAUUUACAGAGAUCAUUGUAGUGAAUUAGAUAAAGAAAGAUUUUUAGAGAUGUCUUCAGAGAUGUGGAAGGAUCAGUAUUCUUUUUUGACUAUUGAUAAGACUAGUGAACUUCUUAUGAUUGAACAUAGUGUGUUGGAGGAUAAUUAUGACAUCGUAACCAAUGAGAAUGAGGAAUUGAAGAAAAUUGUAGUAUCAUAUGAACAGAAGGAAGAUAGAGAAGAAGAUAUGAGAAUACUGGAAGCAAAGACCGAAGAAGCAAAAAAGCAGGUACUAGCAUUUAAAAGAAGUAAUAUAACCUACGCCGAUUUAUUUAAAAAAAAGAUUUAA
Molecule: messenger RNA, 912 nt
Organism: Caenorhabditis briggsae
Lineage: Eukaryota; Metazoa; Nematoda; Chromadorea; Rhabditida; Rhabditidae
Exons: 2
Coding region: 1-912 (303 amino acids)
Source: RefSeq, a predicted model, not a curated record